Lithohypha guttulata is the source of this 765-nucleotide messenger RNA. RefSeq lists its product as uncharacterized. NCBI's taxonomy places the organism in Eukaryota, Fungi, Ascomycota, Eurotiomycetes, Chaetothyriales, Trichomeriaceae. The record is from RefSeq and is a predicted model, not a curated record. Bases 1 to 765 code for a protein of 254 amino acids. The transcript has a single exon.
AUGGCCGUUACUCGGGCCAGAGCCAGGUCUACUAACAAGCCCAGAACAGCUUCGAAACCCAAGAACCCGGUAUCGAGCCAGGCUACUACAUUUACUUCUCGAUCGAAGCGCGUAGCCCAGACCCCAAACGAUCUUCCCAUCCUACCUUUCCCGAAUGCCGCUGCCUUUGAGUCCUAUCUCGAAGAGCACCACGCGACCAUACCCGGCCUCCACCUUAAGCACGUCAAAAAGUCCUCCAGUAUCCCAUCCAUUUCGACUACCGAGGCACUAGAAGUCGCGCUGUGCUUCGGCUGGAUCAACGGACAAGGUAAUUCAUGUCCAGAGGAACCAGAUUACUACCUUGCACGGUAUACGCCGCGACGUCCUAAGAGUACAUGGAGUCAGAUAAACGUGAAACUGGCAGAGCGUCUGAUUGAAGAAGGACGAAUGAGGCCUGCUGGACAAGCAGCUAUAGAUGCGGCAAAGGCGGAUGGGCGAUGGGGGAGGGCUUACUCUGCUCCUACUAACAUGACAGUCCCGGCGGACUUCCAAGCUGCACUUGAUGCCAAUGCAGCUGCGAAGUCAUUUUUCGACACUUUGGGCAAGAGUGAGAGGUACCUGGUAUUACUCAAAGUUGAGCUCGCAAGUCUAGCUGCCAGACAAAACAGGAUUCAGGCAUUAAUUGACAACUUAGCUGUCGGCAAGGUACCAGGGAGUAGCACUGCGACCAGGACUCUUGCACCACCUGCAUCUCGAGUACGGAAAGCGAGGACAAAACCAAGGUAA